CAGUCGGUGCUAAGCUUAGACCAAACCAACCACAAAAAGACAGCAGCAGAGGAUCAGAGAAUAAAGGUAAAAUGGAGGAUGCAGACUUUUUUGACGACUAUGAUUAUGGAGAUUACUCAAACAACUACACUGAGGACAAUAACACCAUACGUGUGGAAAACUCAUUCCAACACAAACCACUUUGCAGCGAAGAAGGCAUGUGUGUGUCUCUGGCUGUAAUCUAUAUGGUCAUUUUCCUGCUGGGCUUUUUUGGGAACAUGCUGGUCAUUUGGAUCUCUGGCUUUAAGAUGAGGAAGACAGUUAACACCACUUGGUACCUGAGCCUUGCAAUCUCUGACUUCCUCUUCUGUGUCUUCCUGCCAUUUAACAUUGCCAACUUAGUGAUGAAAGAGUGGGUCUUCGGUCUCUUCAUGUGCAAGUUUACAUCUUCUGCAUUAUUCAUUAACAUGUUCAGCAGCAUCUUCCUCCUCGUCGUCAUAAGCGUGGACCGCUGUGUGUCUGUAAUGUUUCCAGUUUGGGCCCAAAACCACAGAUCUGUUCAAAAGGCAUCAGCUGUGGUUGUGUUUUCUUGGCUUCUUGCCAUCGGAUUUAGCGUCCCCUCCAUGAUUUUUCGGGAUGUACAUGUUGGGAGUGAUGGCAGGCACACUUGCCGCAACAAUUACACCUCAAAACAAAAUCACCAGGCUGUUGCCUUUACCCGUCUCAUUGCAGGUUUUGUGGUUCCUUUUAUCAUAAUUAUCAUCUGUUAUUCCAUCAUUAUCCUCAAACUCAAAAACAACAGGAUGACAAAAUCCUCCAAACCUUUCAAAGUAAUGACCAUGCUCAUUGCUGCAUUUUUCGUCUGCUGGCUGCCGUAUCACAUUUUUGUCUUACUUGAGCUGAACCCUCAUAAGCAUGACUUCUAUAUUUUAACCUCUGGACUCCAAAUGGGCUCAAUUUUAGCAUCAGCUAACAGCUUCCUUAACCCAUUGCUCUACGUCUUCAUGGGAAACGACUUCAAGCAGAAGUUCAAGAGCUCUGUACUGUCCAAGAUGGAGAAUGCAAUGGUCGAUGAAGGCCGCACCACCAGCCGGUACCUGUCCAGGUCCAGCUCCAUGGACGGCAGAGCUUCUACACACAUUUAGAGGCAUUAGCUUACUGUUGAAGUGAUCAUUUAGUGGGUUUAAAUGAAAAAAAAUGCUCUUCAAAAAUGUGAUUUUACAAUGUGAUUUUUUUUUCCUGAAUCACAUCUUUAAACAUCUGUUUAUAGUCACAGCAAAAAUAAUUAUGUAAAAGUAAUUGUUUUAGUUGUUAAAUACAGCCAAGGUUUGCUGUAUAAGACAUGUACAAAUCUAUGAUAUUUUUACAUAGAAAUACAAAUAAUGCACUUUAACCAUAGAUAGAUAGAUAGAUAGAUAGAUAGAUAGAUAGAUAGAUAGAUAGAUAGAUAGAUAGAUAGAUAGAUAGAUAGAUAGAUAGAUUCAGAUAUAUAUAUAGAUAUAGAUGUAUAUACAUAUAUAUAAGAAAUGGGUCAUGCUACAACACCCCACCAUCAAAACCAGAAAUAUCUAGGUUAAUUUACUGACUCACAAAAACCAAACCUCAGAUAUGCAAAUAUAUUGUUGUCUCUUAGAUACUCUGAACCACAUUUAAGAAGUUAAAUGGUGUUAGUUGAGUUUGUCACUCUUUGCAAUUUUUUCUAAACAGCUGUUAAUAGUGCUAACAAGUUAUAUAAGCAAUGUUUAUAUGGGCUUUAAAUUUCAUUAGUUUGAUUAAGGUUUCCCUUUUUUCUUCUCUAAAAUCUGUUGUAUUCCUUAAUUUAUCUGUGUUUCAGAUUUGAAA
This is a messenger RNA of Cyprinodon variegatus (sheepshead minnow), 1821 nucleotides long. RefSeq names its product chemokine-like receptor 1. Gene Ontology annotation, biological process: regulation of calcium-mediated signaling; inflammatory response; phospholipase C-activating G protein-coupled receptor signaling pathway. Bases 72 to 1124 code for a protein of 350 amino acids. The transcript is spliced from 2 exons. The record is from RefSeq and is a predicted model, not a curated record. Lineage: Eukaryota; Metazoa; Chordata; Actinopteri; Cyprinodontiformes; Cyprinodontidae. Gene Ontology annotation, molecular function: complement receptor activity; G protein-coupled receptor activity. Gene Ontology annotation, cellular component: plasma membrane.